GCCUUUUCCGGUCCCUCCUGCCUCGCCAUUGGCUGGAGCUGCAACAUCCCAUGCAUCGUGACUCGUGGUUAUACCCGUCGUAUAGCCGCGACUCACUCAUCGCAGAUGUUCUGCUGCUUCGUUCUGAUGAAUCACACCAGCGCGGGAGCUGUGCGAGCUACUCAACAUACCAUACGCAGCAGCAAUGGCGGCAGCGUCAGAGCUAUCGUCGGAGGACGAUAUCCACCACCUUGACCCAAAGGAUGAGAUGGCAGAUACCACUAGACAGGACGAGAUAAAUCUGAAAGAGAUGGAGAACGGCCUGGACACAACACCCUCACCACCAACAUGCGCGUCACAAAACACCCAACACGAGACGAGCUCGAUCCCCCCUCAACCCUCAAAGCUCGAGAAGACCACCCGGUGGCUGCUCUGGUUCCUCAAGGACCAAUGGUUCCUGCUCGCGAUGGCCACAAUUAUCCUCGUCUCGUCCCAGAUGCAAGUCCCAGCCUCCCAACAGAAGAUCAAGAGGACAGUCAUAACCUACCUCUCCGUAUCCGUCAUUUUCUUCAUAAACGGUUGCACUCUGCCCACCCGCGUUCUGAUUGAGAACUACAUGCGCUGGAAACUGCAUUUCUUCGUGCAACUCCAAUGCUACCUCGUAUGCAGCGCGGCGACAUUUGGCAUCGUGUCGCUGUGCGCCACGAAUCCGAAAUUCAUGGACCCAUGGCUGCUGAUUGGGUUCUUGUUCGUCGGCAGCGCGCCGACGACGAUGAGCUCCAACGUCGUCAUGACGAGACAGGCGCACGGCAACACGGCACUCACGGUCGUGCAGAGCGUCAUCGGCCAGUUCCUAUGUCCGUUUCUCACCCCCGUCAUCGUGCAGAUGUACCUCGGCUCUGGCGCGUGGUACUCGCAGGUCCUCGAGAAGGGGAGCGGGUAUGGCGAUAUCUAUCGGCGCGUCUUCAUGCAAUUGGGAUUGAGCCUGUUUCUGCCCAUGGCGGUCGGGCAGGUGGUGCAGUAUUUGGCCCCGAAAGUGUGCAAAAAGGUGUUCAUUGAGUGGCGGCUGAUGAAGCUUUCUUCCGUGGCGCUGCUCACGCUCGUGUGGCAGACGUUCGAUCAGGCGUUUCAGAGCCGCGCAUUUGAGAGCGUGAAGAGGAGCAAUAUCGUUUUCAUUGUAUUCAUCAGCGCGGCGCUGUAUUUUCUGUGGACGGCGCUAUGUUUCACGACGAGCACCAUUUGGCUGCCGAAAAAGGACGUCAUUGCGUGUUGUUAUUGUUGUCCGGCGAAGGCGCUGGCUAUGGUGGUCCCGCUGACGAGCGUCAUGUAUAUCAACAUCAGUCCGAUGGAGCAGUCGAAGAUGCAGAUUCCGGCCAUCAUUUUCCAGGCGUUCCAAGUUGGGAUUGGAGGGCUGAUGACGAUUGCGUUUCGAAGAUGGAUCAGGUCUGAGGAAGAGAUGGAGGAGGCGAACAAGGCGGAGAAAGCAGAUAAUGCGCAGACCGAGCAGGCGAGAUAGAGAUAUGUAAGCUCACAUGUAUUAUAUCCUAGACCAGGCAUAUACUCCUCUCCAACAGGCAUUCACCCUAC
Didymella exigua CBS 183.55 is the source of this 1566-nucleotide messenger RNA. Its product is annotated as sodium bile acid symporter family protein. The transcript has a single exon. Gene Ontology annotation, cellular component: plasma membrane. Bases 185 to 1495 code for a protein of 436 amino acids. The record is from RefSeq and is a predicted model, not a curated record. NCBI's taxonomy places the organism in Eukaryota, Fungi, Ascomycota, Dothideomycetes, Pleosporales, Didymellaceae.